AGCCGAUCGCCGGACGCUGCCGGAGUCACUGCCACAACCCGAGCCUCGCAGUCGGGUCGGAUCGCGAGCCGGAGCUGGUUCGCAGGCCCUGCUGGAGCCAAGCCGCCUGACACCCACCGAGCUCGUGGUAAGAGGCUCUCCGGAGUGUCACCGUCUCCUUCCUGGGCACCGGCGGAGGCAAGGAGCCGCGCGACACCUCGUUUACCUCCACUCACCCAUCUCACUCAGAGCUUGGAGCCGGAUUGCCUCUGCCAGGUCUGGUCCCGGCCUGACCACCCAGGAGGUCCAGGAGUCAGGCUCCUCAUCCCUAAAGGCCUGGGGACAGAAGAGGGGAAGAAAAAAAAAAAUAAUAGGGCAAAGAGGAUUCCACGUAGGAGCAUGGAGUGAGCGUGGGGCGCGAAGGAGAGUGGAUAUUUAUUUCACCCUGGCACUGGGCAACAGCGCCUGAGGCUUACGAGGCCUGGCGAGAGCUUGGCGUCCCGGCAGCCACGACCUCGGCACUGUCCUGACUGAACCAGGACACUCAGCUGGCCCAGGCCUGGCACGAGGAGGAACGGUGCCCUCACCUGCCUGAGCCUUGCACAGGGCCUGAGGACUCAGGAUCAGCGACAGCGUGGGCAAUCUCCGGUGGUCCAGAGCUCGCCGCUUGCCCCCAUCUCCACUGGCGCGGAUGUGCCGCUGCCCUCUGGAGCGCCAUGAAGGCAGGAUGACCUCAGCCGAAGCCGUGGCAGUGACUGGACGUGCCCGGGAGGCUGGACCCCCCAAGUGGCCUCCUGACAGCCCCCAAGUCGUGGGUCAACCUGGCCGGACCCAGGUGGCAGUGGCAGCUGUGGUGUGGCUGCUGGCAGGAGCUAGCAUGUCAAGCCUCAACAAGUGGAUCUUCACAGUGCACGGCUUCGGUCGGCCCUUGCUGCUCUCGGCCCUGCACAUGCUGGCGGCAGCAUUGGCAUGCCACUGGGGGGCCCGGCGCCCCAUGCCAGGCAGCACCCGUCGCAGAGUGCUGUUGCUCAGUCUCACCUUCGGUACCUCCAUGGCCUGUGGCAACAUUGGCCUGAGCACUGUGCCCUUGGACCUGGCACAGCUGGCCACCACCACCACGCCACUGUUCACACUGGCCCUGUCCGCGCUGCUCCUUGGCCGGAAACACCAUCCACUGCAGUUCGCUGCCAUGGGCCCACUCUGCCUGGGGGCUGCGUGCAGUCUGGCUGGAGAGCUCCGGGCACCCCCAGCUGGCUGUGGCUUCUUGCUGGCCGCCACCUGCCUCCGAGGGCUCAAGUCCGUUCAGCAGAGUGCCCUUCUACAGGAAGAGAGGCUGGAUGCCAUGACCCUGUUGUACGCCACCUCGCUGCCCAGCUUCUGCCUGCUGGCGGGUGCUGCCCUGGUGCUGGAGGCUGGCGUGGCCCCACCACCGGCCCCCACUGACUCUCGCCUCUGGGCCUGCGUCCUGCUCAGCUGCUCCCUGUCUGUGAUCUACAACCUGGCCAGUUUCUCCUUGCUGGCCCUCACCUCCGCCCUCACCGUCCAUGUCCUGGGCAACCUCACCGUCGUGGGCAACCUCAUCCUGUCCCGGUUCCUGUUUGGCAGCCACCUCAGCGCCCUCAGCUACGUGGGCAUUGCGCUUACCCUUUCAGGAAUGUUCCUUUAUCACAACUGCGAGUUCGUGGCCUCCUGGGCUGCCCGCCGGGGGCUGUGGCACACACACCAACCUGUCAAGAGUCUUUGAGACCAGGGGGAGCUCGUGAACUGCACCCGGGAGGUCCAACCCUGGCCAGUGGCCAUGGGGAAAGUGGAGAGGAGGCAACGAUCUCUUCCGGGCCGAAGAGGGGCAGCGCCUUCUGGAAGGGCUGCCUGGAAGGCUGGACAAGGGACUUGCAGAGGAGCCCACCUCCUGUCCCUCCCUGCCUGGCUCUGCCUCAGCCACACCUGCCACUGGAUGGUGGGUCCAGGUCUGGCACAGUCAUUGUGCUAAUCAGGCUAAUUAUUAUAAUUAGUAUCAACUCCUACGUGGAAAAUUGCUCGGAAAACCUCCGUGUGUUAUGACAACAGUGAUAUGAUAUAUACCUGGCGGGUACACAAUCCUCCCUCUAGGUGGGGAGACAGCGAGGGAACCCUGAAAAGGGCUUUUUCAUUGUUGAACUUCCCCCAAGGACUUGGGGUAGCCUAUGCCAACUGCUGCUGCCUCACACCUGUUCCCCCCUCCCCAAUUUUGGGUCUUCCAUCUUCAAAUAAACUAUUUUUGCUUGGA
Jaculus jaculus (lesser Egyptian jerboa) is the source of this 2245-nucleotide messenger RNA. RefSeq names its product solute carrier family 35 member E4 (gene Slc35e4). Gene Ontology annotation, cellular component: Golgi apparatus. The record is from RefSeq and is a predicted model, not a curated record. The coding region runs from base 671 to 1723 and encodes 350 amino acids. NCBI's taxonomy places the organism in Eukaryota, Metazoa, Chordata, Mammalia, Rodentia, Dipodidae. Gene Ontology annotation, molecular function: antiporter activity. The transcript has 2 exons.